CAAAAUCAUUUAAAAUUUUAUUUAAUUUUACACUAUACACCCCCUAGUUCAGCAACGCAGGCUGCUUCGGAUCUUCCGCAUAGACACUCAUCCAGACGAGAGUCGAUAGCCGAGCAAACGAGCGGCCCGGCUGCGACCCACCCACCGGCAACCGUUGCUUCCGCCGACCACGCCCUGCCCGGAUGCCCCUGCGUCCGUCCGCCGCAGUGCUGCCGCACUACUCAGCCAGGUGCAUAUUAUGCUGCAUAGGGUUUGAGCAGAGAAUAUUAUCUUGCUGCUUUGAAAUAUCUGGGCAUCAGAAAACUGAUCAACUUUUCAGUAAGAUAGUGCUAAAUUGCUUAUCUGGAGCUAGGCUGCUGUCUGACACAACCACCAGUGCCCAGAGUUUCUAUCAUCCAAUGCUAAAUGUUUCCAAAUCUUCUUCUUCAGACAACCUCCAGAACUCUCUCUUGCCUUACUUUUUCGGGUUCUACCUUGGUCUCAAUCCCUUUUCCCCAUUUCAGAGUUCAAGAGGUUUUAGCAUCCAAACUUGCACCGGUCUUACUAGAUUGCACUUCUCUUGUGGACAGUUCCUCUCCUGUUCUUCAAAAAGGCCAUCAAAUUCACGCCCAAAUAAUUGUACAUGGAAUAAAAAACAUGGGUGUUUUAGGGUCCCGAAUUCUGGGGAUGUAUGUUCUUUGUAACAGAUUUCUCGAUGCCAAGAAAUUGUUUUGGCAGCUCAAUCUAUGCUAUGCCUCUCCUUGGAAUUGGAUGAUCAGAGGGCUAACUGUACAGGGUCAUUUUUACUCUGCACUUAUGAUGUACUUCAAGAUGUUGGGUUUUGGUACGUGGCCUGAUAAGUACACUUUUCCUUAUGUGAUUAAGGCUUGUGCUGGUUUGCAUGCGGUCACAUUGGCAAAAUCAGUUCAUCGAUGGAUUUGUAGUUUAGGUUACGAGUUAGAUAUUUAUGUUGGGAGUGCUUUGAUUAAGCUUUAUUCUGAAAAUCAUUGUGUGGGCGAUGCUCGAUGUUUGUUCAAUGAAAUGCAUUCUAGGGAUAGCGUUUUGUGGAAUGUAAUGCUCAAUGGGUAUGUGAGUUCUGAGGAAUCUCUGGAUAGUGUAGUUGGAUUGUUCAUGCAGAUGAGAAGGAGUGAUACUAAGCCUAAUUCUGUGACGUUUGCUUGUGUUCUUUCACUUUGUGCUUCUGAAGGAAUGGCUGAGUUUGGGACACAACUUCAUGAUCUUGUUGUGAAGUGUGGAUUGGAAAUGGAUUCUUCUGUAGCCAACACAUUAAUAACGAUGUAUAUGAAAUGCUGUUGCUUGUUUGAUGCCAAGAAAUUGUUUGAUGUAGCAGAAAAAAAGGACUUGGUGACAUGGAAUAUAAUGAUCGGUGGAUAUGUCCUAAAUGAGGCUGUGGAUGAGGCUUGGAAUCUAUUUCAUGAAAUGAUAGCUAUUGAUGUUAAACCAGAUGGCGUCACCUUUGCAAGUUUUCUACCCUCAGUUGCUGAAUCUGAAGAUCUGUGUCUAGGUAAGUCUAUUCAUGGAUACAUUGUGAGACACAGCAUUUCUUUGGAUGCGUAUUUGAAAAAUGCACUUAUUGAUAUGUAUUUCAAGUGUAGAAAUGUUGAGUUGGCGCGCAACAUUUUUCAGGAUAGCGUGCUGGUGGAUGUUGCAAUUUGUACAUCUAUGAUUUCAGGAUUUGCUGUUAAUAGGAUGAAUCUUGAAGCCCUAGAGGUGUUCAGAUGGUUGCUGUUUAAGAGAAUGAAGCCAAAUGCACUAACACUGGCAAGUGUGUUGCCUGCUUGCACUGAACUGGCUGCCAUUAAACUUGGCAAGGAGUUGCAUGGUACUGCCUUUAAACUUGGGUAUGAAGGUAAAUGCUUUGUGGGUUGUGCCUUGACAGACAUGUAUGCAAAAUGUGGAAGGUUAGACCUAGCUCAUCAAAUUUUCUCAUUGUUGUCGGAGAAAGACAUGGUUUGUUGGAAUUCAUUAAUAACUGGCUGUUGCAAGAAUGGAGAACCAGAACAAGCAAUUGGUCUUUUCCGCAAGAUGGGUGCAGAGGGAUGGAAUUAUGACUGUGUGAGCAUAUCAGGUGCUCUCUCUGCAUGUGCAAACAUACCGGCCCUCCACCAUGGAAAAGAGAUCCAUUCCUUCAUGAUCAAAGGUGCAUUUCACAAUGAUCUUUUCGCUGAAAGUGCACUAAUAGACAUGUAUGCUAAAUGUGGGUACUUGCAGACAGCACGCAAUGUGUUUGAUUUGAUGAACAAGAGAAAUGAAGUCUCAUGGAAUAGUAUCAUAUCUGCCUAUGGAAACCAUGGUCUAUUAGAUGAAUCUCUAAACUUGUUUCGUGGGAUGGAAGAAGAUGGGUUCCGGCCUGACCAUGUCACUUUCCUUGCUAUCUUAUCUGCUUGCGGUCAUGCUGGUCGGGUUGAACUAGGGAAGAGCUAUUUCAACUGCAUGAUUCAAGACUAUCACAUAAUACCCAGAAUGGAGCAUUAUGCAUGCAUGAUCGAUUUGCAUGGUAGGGCUGGUUGUUUAGAAGAAACAUUCAAAAUCAUCAAAAGCAUGCCAAUUGCCCCAGAUGCCGGCAUCUGGGGUGCAUUGCUUGGGGCCUGCCGAGUCUAUGGCCAUGUUGAGCUAGCAGAAAUGGCCUCAGAAUAUCUAUUCAACCUCGAUCCACAAAAUUCUGGCUACUACAUUUUACUGUCAAAUCUACAGGCUGACUCUGGAGAAUGGGAGAGAGCAUCAAAAACAAGAAAUUUGAUGAGGGAAAGAGGAGUGCAAAAAGUACCAGGUUAUAGCUGGAUUGAAGUUAACAACACUACUCACAUAUUUGUUGCUGCAGAUAAAUCUCACCAACAAUCUGCUCAGAUAUAUUUUCUUUUAGAUAAUCUUUAUAGGGAGGUGGAGAUGGAUGGAAAUUUUCCUCAACAACAUCUCCAACACUCUGUUGAUAAAUCUCUUGUCAAUAGCUCCCAACUGUAAGGAAGUCAGACUUAGCGAUGAAGGUUGAGUGGAACAGAUCAACCGAAGAGGCGGCGAUGCUGAGGUAAUGGAAAUUGCGUGUAACUGUUCUCUCUCUUGAAAGGAAGUAGUAGAAAUGUCUGGAUCUUCUACAUCUACCGGCAGAAAAAUUCUGAAUUUUACAUUUGAUUAUGAGCCGGCUGCCGGUCGUGUCUUGUCAUUGUGGGAUGAAAGCACCGUUGUGUACGAAGAGAGUGGGAAAAUGUUUUAUGGGUGUCCGAAUUGGAAGUGCUCCUGGCUAUGCCUCAUUUGGCUGACAGCAGAUUUGAUUUCCAUCAAUGGGGAAGCCACUGUAAUGGACUGGGGUAAUACCAUUGUGAAGAGGAUAGAAAAAGACAAGCAGGGCAAUUUGAUCAGUUUGACGGGUAAUUCAUCCUGAAGGCUCUGUCAAGACUACUAAAUUAAAGCUCACUUGGCUCUUUGGUUGAUUUUGAAUACAUACAAGAAAGAAGGCUUCGUUUUUGCAUUUGUACUUGCUACAUCAUUACUAAUUUGUGUUCAAAUGUUAUUUUAUUUUAUUUUUGGAUUGGAAGCAGAACAUAUGUAUAAAUGUAUAAAUGCCUUGGCAUAUGAUAUCUCUGACAGUUUAAGAUUACUUAGGGGCUAUGUAUAAUUGCCUUGGCAUAUGAUAUCUCUGACAGUUUAAGAUCACUUAGGGGCUGUUUACUUUUUCCCUAUUAACAAUUCGUUUGAAUUAAGACGUCUGUCUGGAUUAAGUAGUUUUUGUGUAUGAAGCUGUUUACUUUCAGUGUUGAAUGGACAGUU
Messenger RNA from Cuscuta epithymum, 3765 nucleotides. The record is from the annotation of a GenBank genome assembly. Lineage: Eukaryota; Viridiplantae; Streptophyta; Magnoliopsida; Solanales; Convolvulaceae.